Molecule: messenger RNA, 1560 nt
Organism: Stomoxys calcitrans (stable fly)
Lineage: Eukaryota; Metazoa; Arthropoda; Insecta; Diptera; Muscidae
Product: 2,3-bisphosphoglycerate-dependent phosphoglycerate mutase
Exons: 5
Coding region: 703-1464 (253 amino acids)
Biological process (GO): glycolytic process
Molecular function (GO): intramolecular phosphotransferase activity
Source: RefSeq, a predicted model, not a curated record
ACAGCACAUUUGACACUAUUUUUUGUUUGUUGUGAUAACGAAAAACAUAGAAAAAGCGGAAUGAAAGAAAACGUCACGGUACAAAAGCCAAUGACAAUCAUAUCGAAAUAAACAACGGCUAAACACGAACAACAGACAACAAUUGCAGGCGGCCGAGGCUAAAAGUGUUUUAACAAUUCUCAAAGAAACAACAACACCAACGGAGCAAACAAUAUGGAAAACGUCAACUGAAUCUACCUCUAUUUGAAAAUUCAAAUGGAAUUAAUUUUUUGUAUUGUAUAAAGAAAACCCAAAACGUUUGAAAGAAAAAAACUAAAAACAAAAAUUGUGUAUCGAAGAAAAUAAAAGUUAACAGCACUCUUAACUUGUGCCAAACAAAAAUAGCGCUGCACCCUCCCCCGCCUAGCGUGAGGGCCAUAGUGUUUGUGUGUGAUUAAAUGUGUGGACCAGACCAAUGUCAAUUUCAAGGAGAAUCUCAAAGAGCAACGUAUGGAAGUCUUUGGUGAAUGCUUAAAGAAAAUUUUUCAAACGGUUAGCACCACAAGCAGACAAUCAACAAAAGCUCCAGUUGCUGGACGGCGGCAGUAGCAAGCAAAACCCAACCAAACCAAACCCAAAAGCCACAACGCACAACAAACCAAGUACCAUAUAAACAACAACAUCAACAAUAAAGGCAGCAACUACUACGACGUAGCCAUUAAAAUGAAAACGAAUAAAGUGGUGAUUUUACGCCAUGGCGAGAGUGAAUUCAAUAAAUCGAAUCUAUUUUGCGGUUGGCAUGAUGCUCCACUAACAGAGAAAGGCCUUGAGGAUGCUUCAAAAAUUGCCGUAGCUGGUCUACGCGAACAUCAGAUGCAAUUCGACAUCAUCUACACCUCAUUGCUGCAACGAGCCCACCAAACCUUGGACAUUAUCAGGGAACAAAUGAAAUAUAACGAUGUGCCUGUGGUCUAUGAUUGGCGCCUCAAUGAGCGUCAUUAUGGAAAUUUGACGGGCUUUAAUAAACGACAAAUGGCCAAUAAAUAUGGAGAAGAAAAGGUACAAAUCUGGCGUCGCUCUUUUGAUGUUCUACCACCAGCUAUAACCCCAGAAAAUCCCUAUUAUGCCAAAAUUCGCAACAAUCCUAAGUUCAAAGAAAUACCAAAUGACAAAUUUCCCGAUACUGAAUCCCUAAAGACUUUAAUGCUGCGAGCCAUACCUCUGUGGGAACAGGAAAUAAUGCCCAAAGUUCUAAAAGGCCAAAGGGUGUUGGUGGUGGCCCAUGGCACCGUGGUGCGAGCACUGAUCAAAUACAUCGAAGACAUAUCCGAUGAAGAUAUUAUGGGGGUCAACAUACCAAAUAGUGUGCCCUGUGUCUUUGAAUACGAUUUGGCUAGUGGCCAACGCCAUGGCAAAGUCCAAUAUUUAGCCGAUGCAGAUUAUGUAAAGAAGGAAACCGAUAAGGUGGCUGCGAUAGGAAAUUAAAUUGUUCGAUGACUGAUUUUUUUCUUUAACUUAAUUUUUUUGUGGUUAUUAUUUUACAAAAAGAAAUAUACAAAUUUAAAUAUUUACAUACACAAA